AUGUCCUUAGGUCUCACCCGGGGCUUUCGUCAGCGCAGGACGGUUGUCGCCGUCGCAGGCGAGGACUAUUGCAUUGUUGCUGGGAGCACGCGUAUGUCCACUGGCUUCAGUAUCCUGACGCGCGACGCGUCGAUGCUACUCCAACUGACUGACAAGGUGGUGGUCGCCUCUGCGGGCAUGCAGGCGGACCGGAAGGCACUGCACAAGCUGCUGCAGCACCGCAAUGUGACGUAUCAGCACAACCACGGUCGGGCCAUGGGUGUGUCAGCCGCGGCCCAGCUGCUAUCCAACACCCUCUACUACAAUCGCUUCUUUCCCCUGUACACAUUUAACUUGGUGGCGGGUCUGGAUGAGCAGGGCCGCGGCGCCGUGUACAACUACGAUGCCAUCGGCUCCUACGAGCGCUCGGGCUACUUCUGCCAGGGCAGCGGUAAGGAGCUGAUCCAGCCCGUGCUGGAGGGGAUCCUCAGACGCCCCGACGUACAUGUACCGUUCAGAACAUGUAUGGCAUUGGACCUGGUCAAGGACGCGUUCGUGUCGGCCGGGGAGCGUGAUAUUUACACGGGUGACAAAGUGGAGAUCCUGAUCAUCACCAAGGACGGCAUCAAGCGGGAGGAGCUGCAACUGAAACUGGACUGA
This is a messenger RNA of Volvox carteri f. nagariensis, 639 nucleotides long. RefSeq lists its product as uncharacterized. The record is from RefSeq and is a predicted model, not a curated record. The transcript has 7 exons. Gene Ontology annotation, cellular component: proteasome core complex. NCBI's taxonomy places the organism in Eukaryota, Viridiplantae, Chlorophyta, Chlorophyceae, Chlamydomonadales, Volvocaceae. Bases 1 to 639 code for a protein of 212 amino acids.